GUUUUCUACCUCCCCCCGCCAUUCUCGCUCUCUCUCUCUUUCCAAUUCUUCUUCUCCUUUUUUCUGUUCCAUUACACAUUUCAACUAAACUUUCUUCUUCUGCACAUUUAAUUAAUCAAUCAUAAUCACCAUCACAUCCACCACAAUUAAUUAAUUUAAUCAACAUUACAACCAAUGUCACCACCACCAGGAAUCAAACUAAUAAGAAACAGAGAAUGGAACAUACAAACAUAUCGUUACAUAGUUUUACUAAUAACAUUCAUCGCUUACGUUUGUUACCACGCUUCAAGAAAACCAACAGGAAUCGUUAAAUCAAUUCUCUGCCCUGAUCCAACACACACCAACAAAACAAUCUAUCACGGGUGGGCCCCAUUUAACGGACCUGACGGCGUUUCAAAAUUAGGAGAAAUCGAUCUAGCAUUUCUUGCAUGUUACUCUCUUGGUAUGUAUGUUGCAGGUCAUUUAGGUGAUUCGUUGGAUCUUCGUUUGUUCUUAACAAUGGGUAUGAUUGGUAGUGGAAUAUUUGUUGGUGUUUUUGGAAUGGGGUAUUUUUGGAAUGUUCAUGAGUUUUGGUUUUAUUUAACAAUGCAAAUGAUUGCUGGGUUGUUUCAAGCAACAGGUUGGCCUUCAGUUGUUGCGGUUAUUGGGAAUUGGUUUGGGAAAAGGAAAAGAGGAUUAAUAAUGGGGAUUUGGAAUGCACAUACUUCUGUUGGUAAUAUUAGUGGUUCUCUUCUUGCUGCUAGUGUUUUGGAUUAUGGUUGGGGUUGGUCUUUUGUUUUACUUGGUGGGUUGAUUAUGCUUGGUGGGUUUCUUGUGUUUUUUUUCUUACCUGCUUAUCCGGAAGAUGUUGGCUUUUCUUUUAUAAAUGGAGAUGAAGAAGCUCAAAUUGUUAAAUCUGGUGUUGGUGUUGGUGGUGUUGGUGGUGUUGAAGGGGAGAGAGAAAGAGAGAGACAAAAAAGAUGUGAAAGUGGUGGGAGAGGGAAGAGUAUUGGACUAGUUGAAGCUUGUAUGAUACCUGGUGUUAUUACUUUUGCUUUGUGUCUUUUCUUUGCUAAGCUUGUAGCUUAUACUUUUCUCUAUUGGUUGCCGUUUUACUUGACUCAGACAGAAAUUGGUGGGAAGUAUAUGUCUGUUAAAUCUGCUGGGAACCUUUCAACGUUGUUUGAUGUGGGGGGUAUUUUUGGGGGAAUACUUGCUGGCUACAUGUCUGACAAACUUAGUGCCCGUGCUAUAACCGCAGCCACCUUCAUGUAUGCGUCAAUUCCUGCUAUGCUUUUAUACCGAUCAUAUGGAAGUGUUUCUAUGCAUGCUAACAUUGGACUUAUGAUAGUAUCCGGAUUAUUCGUAAAUGGGCCAUAUGCGCUUAUCACUACUGCUGUCUCUGCUGACUUGGGUACACAUAGUUCUCUCAAAGGCGACUCUCGUGCUCUGGCCACAGUGACGGCUAUCAUAGAUGGUACGGGAUCGGUUGGUGCAGCUAUCGGCCCUCUUCUUACAGGGUUUUUGUCAACUAGGGGAUGGGAUGACGUUUUCAUGAUGCUAGUUCUCGGGGCUUUUAUUGCUGGCCUUCUUCUGUCUCCUUUGAUCUUAACCGAAAUCUCAGAGAGAACGUCCAAAACUAUGACCAAUGGUAGACCCCAAAAUCCUGGAGCCGCUGCAUCUCAACCGCUUUUGCAAGAAGAAAGGUGACAGUGACACUGACCGGUACAUCAUGAAUCGUCAAAGUAUAGUGCUUGGUACUUGGGCUGUCUUGUAAUUAUAUAUGUGAAAGUUGUAAGAUUUUGUUAAUGUUCACCGACUUUAGCUUGCUGCGGCCACUUCAUUGUUCAUAUUUUCAAUGAUGAUGAUAUAUGCCUCUGCUGAUAAGUAAGUCGAGUAGUAGAUUGCAUCCAUUUAGUUAUCUAUAGUAUACUCUAGAGGGUUCCAUAAGGAUUCAUGGUUCUUUAUUGGGGAUAGAACUGGCAUGUAGAGGCUCUUUUCUUCUUGUGUCAUACUCACAUUCGAAGAGAAAUUUCCAUUCAAAAAAUAUUCGAAGAGAUUUUGUUUUCAAUUCGGUCUGCAGCAGGUUUAGGACAUACAAAUAAGUUCCUAUCUUGUUCAUAUUCCAAAUCCUCCACCUAUCUCAAAUUUUGUUGAGAUUUAGAAGAAAAAAUGUUCCUCAACUAAACUUGUAUAGGCAAAUAAUUAGAUAAUUUUCGCUACAUACUAGCUAUGAGCCUAUGAUAUGUGUGGUUUGUAUUGUUUUUGUUUAACUCUGCUUGAAGUUUGAGUAGCGGUUAGACAGUCAUUUUUGUUGUCUUCAUUUUCGGUAUUUUUAACAGAUAAUAAUAAAUAGGUGAACUACCAUAAAAAAUUAUGAGCUCAAAUUGAAAGUGUGAGCUCAACUUGUAGAGUUCUUUGCAUGUGAAUAUCAAAUCUAAAGGAUUACUAGAUCAGAUCUAUAUGUUUGUAUAAAUUGUGUGUAUGUUUUAUUCAUGAAGCCAGAAUGUUUUUAACCCAAA
This is a messenger RNA of Trifolium pratense (red clover), 2501 nucleotides long. RefSeq names its product putative glycerol-3-phosphate transporter 4. NCBI's taxonomy places the organism in Eukaryota, Viridiplantae, Streptophyta, Magnoliopsida, Fabales, Fabaceae. Gene Ontology annotation, molecular function: transmembrane transporter activity. The coding region runs from base 175 to 1689 and encodes 504 amino acids. Gene Ontology annotation, biological process: phosphate ion homeostasis; transmembrane transport. The transcript has 3 exons. Gene Ontology annotation, cellular component: membrane. The record is from RefSeq and is a predicted model, not a curated record.